AUGGAUUAUUAAGAAUUGUACGAUUUGAGGAAAAAACUUGUAGACUGGAAAAAGUUUCCUAAAGAAACUCUUUGUAUAUUGAAAUCGUUAGAACAAUCUCCACUCGAAUGGGAGAAUGUUAAUAAAUCAAAAAUACAAAAAACACUAUAGGCUCUUACAUUAAUAGAUGAUAAUAAUGAUCCUCUAGUCACCACAAUUAAAGCCAAAGCGUCAGCAUUAUAAGAUCGCUUCAAAAGACUCUCCUAGGCCAAAGCUAUUUAAAGAACAUCAUAAGAAUAAUAGCAGUAAGCGAUUGAAGAAAUUAAGAUCUAAAAGUAAAGCAGUGUUUAGAGCACAUAAAGCAGUAGAUCGUUACCUUGUAAGGAUCUUUUUGAAAAUCAUCGAGUACCUUAUCCAGCUUAUGCGGAUAGGCUCAAAUAUUUAAAGGGAAUAAAUCAAAUGUUUAUUGCGAACAUUUUCACCUUUAAAAAGGACAAUGUCCUAAAUGAUUCUGAAUAUUAGACUAUCAAAGAAUGUGUAGAAAUGAUGGAAAACACCAUAUACCAUAAAAGAGCAAAGGAUCACACUCCUAGAAAAGCAUAUGAAUAAGAUUUGAGAAUUUUAGCGGGCUUUUUAAAGAAAGACAAAAAUGGUUCUCUCACUUACAGAAUCUUUACCAAAGCUUUUGAUCCUGUUUCGGCAGCUUAACUAAGAGCAGCAGAUUGGGUUGAUGACGAAACUAAGCAAGAAUAAGCAAGAAUAAUUAAGGAGAAAAUGGAAGCAGAAUAAAUCGGAUUUUAUAAGGAUUUAAGCAAAAGAGAAAUGGAAGGAAUUGAAGGAAAGACAUGUAAGGGAUGUGGUCAAAAAAAAGUAUAUCUUGUGGAUGAAAAAUAAACACGUGCAUCAGAUGAACCAACAACUAAAUUUUUUGAAUGUUACAAUUGUGGAGAUAAAUUUAGAAUUUGUUGA
Paramecium tetraurelia is the source of this 948-nucleotide messenger RNA. RefSeq lists its product as uncharacterized. Lineage: Eukaryota; Ciliophora; Oligohymenophorea; Peniculida; Parameciidae. The transcript is spliced from 2 exons. The record is from RefSeq and is a predicted model, not a curated record. Gene Ontology annotation, biological process: termination of RNA polymerase III transcription; DNA-templated transcription. Gene Ontology annotation, molecular function: zinc ion binding; nucleic acid binding; DNA-directed RNA polymerase activity. Gene Ontology annotation, cellular component: RNA polymerase III complex.